Cavia porcellus (domestic guinea pig) is the source of this 2772-nucleotide messenger RNA. It is a transcript of the gene Cxcr6, whose product is annotated as C-X-C motif chemokine receptor 6. The coding region runs from base 375 to 1418 and encodes 347 amino acids. Gene Ontology annotation, molecular function: C-C chemokine receptor activity; C-X-C chemokine receptor activity; coreceptor activity. The transcript is spliced from 2 exons. The record is from RefSeq and is a predicted model, not a curated record. NCBI's taxonomy places the organism in Eukaryota, Metazoa, Chordata, Mammalia, Rodentia, Caviidae. Gene Ontology annotation, cellular component: membrane; external side of plasma membrane. Gene Ontology annotation, biological process: cell chemotaxis; positive regulation of cytosolic calcium ion concentration; calcium-mediated signaling.
ACAGAGCUGGGUGAAAUAAUCCAAAGGGACAAGAGCAGUGCCCAAGGGACAGCACAGCCGGGAUCCAAACCUGCUCCCUGUUCCCCUUCAGUUUACAAACAAAGCCCUCUCUACCUCAGCAGUAAGGGCCUGGCCAGGAAGAGGCGUGUAAGGUGUCAAGGCUGGGUUCCAGCACUCAAGCGACCUGAUGCAGGGCCCCUGCAUGAACACUGAAAGCUGUGACCUGUAGGGAGGGGAAGGGGUGGGUCCCUAAUCAGCAGCCCAGGGCUCUUAAAUCCUGCACGGAAACACAGACCACAUCACAGAGCAGCAGGUCAGCCCGAGUGCGGGGAGAGCAAGGCAUCUGGAGCUGGCAGGGCGUUUCCGCGGUGAGCAUGGAUGACGUGGAGCCCACUGACUACGAAUACCCCCAAAUCCCCGGGCUCAGUGGCUCUGAUGAGGAUCACAGCAGUGAGGCGCACGCACGCUUCCUGCACUUUCGUGAGGUCUUCCUGCCCUGCGUGUACGUGGUGGUGUUUGUCCUCGGCCUGCUGGGGAAUGCGCUGGUGCUGGUGAUCUAUGUCUUCUAUCAGAAGCUGCCAAGCGUGACGGAUUUGUUCCUGGCGAACCUGCCCCUGGCCGACCUGCUGUUCGUCUGCACGCUGCCCUUCUGGGCCUACUCGGGCUCCUACCAGUGGGUCUUUGGUGGGGUUCUGUGCAAGGUCUUGCACGGCGUCUACGCUGUCAACUUCUUCGUGUCCAUGCUCACGCUUACCUGCAUCACCGUGGACCGCUACGUCGUGGUGGUCCGGGCCACCAAGGCCUACACCCAGGGGCCCAUGUGUACAGCGUGGGGCAAAGGAGUCUUGGGUGGCACCUGGGUGGUCUCCCUGGUGCUGUCGCUGCCACAGAUCAUCUACAGCCAAGUCUACCACCACGACAGGCUGGUCUGUAAUUACCACCGAGACGAGACUUUCAGGGUGGUCCUGGCUACCCAGAUGACUCUGGGCUUCUUCCUGCCCCUGCUCACCAUGCUGUUCUGCUACCCAGCCAUCAUCCGGACCCUCCUGCUCAGCCGUGGCUUCCAGAAACACAAAUCUCUCAAGAUCAUCAUGCUGGUGGUGGCUGUGUUCCUGCUGACCCAGACACCCUUCAGCCUGGUCAAGAUCAUCCGCAGCUCCCACUGGGAGUUCUACACCAGGACCAGCUUCCACUAUGCCAUCGUAGUGACCGAGGCCAUUUCCUACCUGCGCGUCUGCCUCAACCCCGUGCUCUACGCCUUCGUGGGCCUCAAGUUCCGCAGGAACCUCUGGAAGCUCUUGAAGGAUGCUGGCUGCCUCCCUUAUGUCGGGUUCUCCAGUGAACUGAAGUCUGAGGACAACUCCAGGAGCUGCUCCGCCUCUCACAAUGCCAAGUCCACCAGCAUGUCCCAGCUGUAGGCCCACGGGGCAGGGAGCUGCAAAGGCGGUGGCUGCGCCCCCUGGAGGUGUCGGCGGGGAAGGCUUUUCCCCAGCCUGUGCAUUCCCUUGGGGAAGUUACCCUGGGGCCGCUCCUCUUCAGACAGGAACACAGCCUGCUCCUUCCUAGUGACCACACCCAAGGCGGCUGCCUUUGAGAUGGGGUCUUCUUAAAUUGCUAAGUUACCAGGCUGGAUGUGAACUUGUGAUCCUCCUGCCACACUCCUGGAAUUCAGGGAUUGCAGAUGUGGGCCAUGUUGCCCUAAAGCCCUAGGGGGUAAGCGUAGGCUUUCUAAAGUUUUUCCUUCCUCUGUCCCUAAGAGCACCCAAACCCAGGGGCUUCUGGGCAACACCUGAGUCUCAGGCCCUCCUUGGCGGGGACUGGGGCUGAGGGCUGAAGAGGGUGCACAGUGGACAGGGCUGCAGAUGAGGGGGCCAGCCUGGGCUCCCAAGGUCAGACGGCUCCUACUCAUGGGUCAAGGUGGAAGUAAGGCAGCCCUGACAGAUGUGAUAGUUCCCUGAGUGUCAACCUCAGUAGGAACCGGCAGCAGACCGGUUUUGCAUAGCCCUGGGCACAUCUGGAGGACUGACUUCCUGAAGAGGGAGGGCCUGCUCCAGUGGGGUGGCACCGACCAAUAGGCUUGUGGCCUGGGUGGAAUGAAAAGGGAAAGGAGGAGGAAGGCUCGCUUCUGCUCCUUGGGGAGCUCAUCUUCACCCUGGCCUCUGGAUGUCAUCUUCAGGAUUCCAGUGCAGACCUUUCGGCUCCUGGGGGACCCUUGGAGUGCCAGGCCUUUGGCCCCGCCAGGAUCCUCUGCUGUCCCACACACAGGCAGCCCUUCUGUGGUGACUGCUACAAGCCUCCCCUGUGACUCCUUUUUGAAGCACGUGUAUUAUAUUAAACCAUCCCUCUAGCAAACCCUCACUCUGGCCACUGUGGUUCAGACCUCACCCCCAGGCACUCACAGGAACCGUCUGAGGCCCCGGCGCCCUGGGCUUGGCCUUCACUGUAGGCCAAGGCUCGUGUGACGGCCAUGCCGAGAAGGAGCAGCAGCAGCAGCACUGCCAAGGGAGCCGAGGCAGUUAAACCUGGCUGAGGACUCCAGGGGCAAACGUGCAACACACACUCAAGACUCCUGCAAGUUUAGGCAGCAUAUCUAGAGUGGAUUCUUCGUGGCUUUGCUCACUUAAAAAUACAGUUACCCAGCCCUACUGCAUGGUACACGCAUAAGUGUGCACACACACACACCCACACCCACACCCACACCUAUGCACACUGUCACACCCUGAAUAGCACACGAACUUCACGACUAAGAAAUAAACCUACUUUUUAAAAGCC